AACGAAGCGGAAGCGGCGAGGAACACAUGCUCUGUCCCCAAUUCUUGGCGAGUUGUUGUGGACAAAAAGAGAACGAAGGCGGAAAAAGGGAAAACAGGAAGAAGCCACAGCCGAAGCAGCCCGCCCGCCCGCCAUUCUUGCCAAGUCGAGUCCACGCCCCCGGCCGCGGCGACGCGGCGCCCCCCUUCGGUUCUCGCCUCGGGAGUCGCGGAUUGGUAGAGGAAGCGGGUGGAUUUGAGCGGGCGCGGCCAUGGAUACGACCACCAGGGCCGCCAAGAUCCCGUCGCUCCACCAGACGGAGAUCAACUGGGACAACCUCGACAAGACCAAGCUCUAUGUGGUGGGCGCUGGCAUGUUCAGCGGCGUCACCGUGGCGCUGUACCCGGUCUCGGUAGUCAAGACCCGGAUGCAGGUCGCCUCUGGGGACGCCAUGAGGAGGAACGCGCUGGCCACCUUCAAGAACAUCCUCAAGGUGGACGGGGUGCCAGGGCUGUACCGGGGUUUUCCUACUGUUAUCAUCGGGGCUGUCCCAACUAGGAUCAUCUUCCUCACGGCACUUGAGACAACCAAAGCUGCUUCGCUCAAGCUCGUUGAGCCCUUCAAGCUGUCGGAGCCGGUGCAGGCUGCCUUUGCCAAUGGCCUUGCCGGUCUGUCUGCAUCUACGUGCUCACAGGCUAUUUUUGUUCCGAUUGAUGUGAUAAGCCAGAAAUUGAUGGUUCAAGGAUAUUCUGGUCACGCCAGAUAUAAAGGUGGAAUAGAUGUUGCUCGAAAGGUCAUAAAGGCUGAUGGGGUUAAGGGGCUAUACAGAGGAUUUGGACUGUCUGUUAUGACCUACGCACCGUCUAGUGCUGUGUGGUGGGCGAGUUAUGGAUCCAGCCAGCGCAUAAUUUGGAGUGCCCUUGGCCAUUGGCAAAACAAAGAAGAGGCUCCUAGCCAGUUGAAAAUAGUUGGUGUUCAAGCGUCAGGGGGAAUUAUUGCUGGUGCAGUGACCUCUUUUGUUACAACUCCCAUUGAUACAAUCAAGACCAGGCUGCAGGUUAUGGAUAACGAAAACAAGCCAAAAGCUGGGCAAGUUGUUAAAAAAUUGAUUGCAGAAGAUGGAUGGAAAGGUUUGUACCGAGGGUUAGGUCCAAGAUUUUUCAGCUCAUCAGCUUGGGGUACCUCAAUGAUAUGGUGAAUGUUGACGUCGGUGCUGUGUAGUGUGCAGGACGUCAGGGGCUCGUCGAAGAGCUUCCCCAAGCACGAGGCGAAGCACGUCUCUGACCAUAAGAACAUUGCUCGGUGUGCCAGAUUUAGUCCUGAUGGCAAGUAUUUCGCAACUGGGAGUGCUGACACAUCGAUUAAGUUCUUCGAGGUUGCUAAAAUUAAGCAGACGAUGGUAGGAGACUCCAAAGAUGGAUCUGCGCGGCCUGUGAUACGAACAUUUUAUGAUCACAUGCAGCCCAUCAAUGAUCUGGAUUUUCAUCCUGAGAGUCCAAUACUGAUAUCAGCUUCGAAAGACAAUACCAUAAAAUUCUUUGACUUCUCAAAAACCAAUGCAAGGAAAGCAUUCAGAGUUAUUCAGGAUACCCAUAAUGUUAGAUCUGUAUGUUUUCAUCCUUGUGGGGAUUACCUUUUAGCAGGAACUGAUCACCCAGUUGCUCAUCUGUAUGAUGUAAACACUUUCACAUGCUAUUUAUCAGCAAAUCCACAGGAUUCUGGUUCUCCCAUUAACCAGGUUCGUUACUCUUGUACUGGGAGCUUGUAUGUUACUGCUUCUAAAGAUGGCUCUCUGCGCAUCUGGGAUGGAGUUUCUGCUGAAUGUGUUCGUCCUAUUAUUGGAGCACAUGGAUCUGCGGAAGCUACUAGUGCAGUUUUUACCAAAGAUGAGAGGUACCUCCUGUCUUGUGGGAAGGAUUCUUCUGUCAAGUUGUGGGAAGUUGGGACUGGACGACUUGUGAAGCAAUAUGCAGGAGCUGUUCGCAGACAAUUCCGUUGUCAGGCUGUCUUUAAUGAAACUGAGGAGUUCGUGCUAUCAGUUGAUGAACAAAACAAUGAGGUUGUCGUCUGGGAUGCACUUACUGCUGAAAAAGUUGCAAGAUUGCCCCCUGGCGGCACCGGUGCUCCUAGAUGGCUUGACCACUCCCCAGUAGAGCCAGCGUUUGUUACUUGCGGAAAUGACAGAUCCAUCAGAUUCUGGAAACAAACUGUGUAGGCAUGUAGAUUCAACCAUUCAAAGUAAGAGUUUGUUUGUAGCAUUACUAUUUCAGGGUAAUUUUGAGCAACUCGAGCGGUUGUAUAUGGGAGAAAUUUGCACAAGCUAUACAUUUAUUUACUUUGUAACAAACUAUGGUUAGAAUGUUUUUCACUCUGCAUGGAAAAUGGACCAUUAAUUUUUUUUAAAAAAAUGUGCUUUGAGGGA
Setaria italica (foxtail millet) is the source of this 2401-nucleotide messenger RNA. RefSeq names its product cleavage stimulation factor subunit 50. Gene Ontology annotation, cellular component: mRNA cleavage stimulating factor complex. The transcript has 16 exons. Lineage: Eukaryota; Viridiplantae; Streptophyta; Magnoliopsida; Poales; Poaceae. Gene Ontology annotation, biological process: mRNA 3'-end processing. Gene Ontology annotation, molecular function: protein binding; RNA binding. The record is from RefSeq and is a predicted model, not a curated record.